Molecule: messenger RNA, 2085 nt
Organism: Hemicordylus capensis (graceful crag lizard)
Lineage: Eukaryota; Metazoa; Chordata; Lepidosauria; Squamata; Cordylidae
Gene: REC8
Product: REC8 meiotic recombination protein
Exons: 20
Coding region: 193-1935 (580 amino acids)
Biological process (GO): replication-born double-strand break repair via sister chromatid exchange; synaptonemal complex assembly; mitotic sister chromatid cohesion
Cellular component (GO): cohesin complex; synaptonemal complex
Molecular function (GO): protein binding; chromatin binding
Source: RefSeq, a predicted model, not a curated record
CUGACCUCUUCCUUGCAUAUUUCAGAGCUGCAUCCAGAAUGUGCAUUGUACUUAAGUGACAUUAGGGUCACGGGGAUUCGUGAGGAGAAAAAUAACCUCAAAAACAAACUGGAGGGAAAACUAACCUUUCUCUAUGAUUGGACAAUCUUCUACCACACCCCUGCUUCUCAUUGGCCAGACUUUGGCAAUAGGAUGGACAGGUUGGCAGCAACCGGUGCCACCAAACUAGUGAAGCGGGAAUACCUGAAGGUCAACGUCCCGCGAACCUGUGAGGAGAUCAUGGCCUUCAUCCUCGUACAAGUCCCUCCACCGGUGCCUGGUGCUCCCCGGCCCCGAUUCUCGCUCUACCUCUCCUCUCAGCUGCAGUAUGGGGUCGUCCUUGUGUACUGUCGCCAGUGCCAAUACCUUGUCGAUGAAAUCCAACACAUCUUGGAACGGCUCAGCCGGGCUCAGCAGCAGAUCCGCAUCAACCUGACAGACCUAGAGCAGCCAGGCCUGCUGCUCCCUGACCAGCUGGCCCUGAUGGAAGCCUUCGAGGCAGCGCCUGACCCCUUUUUCGGCAUGAUGGAGCCCCUGCUACCCAGCCCCACAUCCAUUCCGCACGUCAGACACAUCCUGGAGGCCCCUACUCCGGAAAGAAGCCCCCCGGAACGACCUCCAUCUCCCCAGCGCAGGAGGAGAGGAGAGCCCCCCCUCACCGUCUCCCCUGAAGCCAUCACUCUCAAGGAAGCUGAGCCCAUCACGCUGCUUCAAAUCGAGGGCGAGCGAGACCUGCCCGAAAUCACAGCACAGGAGAUCGACAUGUUGGCUGAACAGGAGGGGUUUCUGGUUCCUGGCGAAGAAAGACCCCCGUCACGGCCCCAUGUUUCUCCCAGGAAAAGGCGCGCAGAAGAAGAGCCUACGGAGGAGGUCAGGGAGAGGGAGAUUUCGGUGCCUGCCAGGCUGUCUCCUCCCACACGGGUCGAGGAGGAGCCAUCGGCUGCAAGGGACCUCCAAGGGCUGCUGUUGGCCGAUGAAGACCAACUCCUGGAGGAAGGCCUCCUGUUGCCCCCUCUGGAGGUGACGCCCCCCGCCGAGAGGCCCGGACUGCCCCCUUCUCCCCGCUCGCCCCCUGAGCGACGGCUCCCCCCACUCAGCCCCGAGCUCCACCUGCCAGACUACGAGCCGUCUCCCGCCCGCCCCUCCAAGCGCCGGCGGCAGCUGCGCUUCUUGGACCCGGUGACCCAGAUUUCCCGCGAAGACUUCAAGAAGCAGAUCAUGGACCCGCAGACACAGUGCCAGCCCCUGGAGGCGGUGUUGGCGCCACCAAAGAGGCUGAGGACGCCGGCAGAGCUCCUGGGAGCCCCAACGUAUGGAUGGAUGCACCCCACCCUCCACAGUCUCUGGGGCCGCUGCGCCAACCUCCAGCGCGUGGAUUACGCCAGACAGCGCGCCGUGGAGGAGGCGGCGGCACGGAGAGCGGAGGAGGAAGGUCGGAGGGCUGAGAUCCCCAGCGAUCUGGAGGAGCUGCGAGCAGCUGAAGAACCCAGCGUCCCUCCUAUCGGCUCAUCAGAAAUUUCCCUGGAGACCACAGAGGAAGAGCCUCGCCCUAGCUUGCUGGUGGACGAAGAGAGAAUCCUUGUGGAGCCAGAGGAGGUGGCCUUGCCGGUGGCCUUGCCGGUCGUGCCCGAACUCCCAGAAAUAAGCUUUGAGCUGCCUCUGGAGAAGGACAUGAUCACCCUGGACUAUGUGUGCCGGUUGGUUGCAGCCAGACUGGAGCAGGUGGGAGAGACGACGUUUGACCAGCUGGUGCUCCUCACGACUUCACGGGCGGUGGCCAGCCGCUUCUUCUACCUGUGCCUGGUUCUGGCUGCCUCCCAGUACCUCCGCCUGGAGCAAACGGAGCCCUUUGGAAGGAUUGUCAUUAAGCCAGGGACCCGUUUCCACCCCAGCUAGCCGAUAUUGUCCCGCUGGCUUCCCCAAGGCGUGAGCCUAGAACAGGGUGUGGGUGGACUUGUCCGCCCAAGGAAGACCUCCGCGAGGGAAGAGUUACUGUUUGUUAUGUGAAGUUUUAAAGCGGGGGGCGGGGGGGGGGGAGAGAUGCUU